UUUAAUAAAUUUAUAUAUCAAAUAUUAUGUUUCUGUAGAAGAGUGCAAGGUUUGAGGUGGAGAAAGUGCAAAUGAAGAGGAGUAGAAAUAUUGAGCUGAAUAUGUGCAGUGAGCGAUGCAGUAUGGUGUGUAAUUAGUCAGAAUCAUCUAACGCUGUGUGUGUGUGUGUGUGUGUGCGUGUGUGUGUGUGUGUGCGUGUGUGUGCGUCAGAGUGCUGGGAUCAGGAUCCGCACCGGCGGCCCAGCUUCUCCUCCAUCCUGCAGCAGCUGACGGCUCUGGAGGAACAGGUGAAGGACGAGAUGCCGCAGGACUCCUUCCAUUCGCUCCAGGAGGACUGGAAACUCGAGAUCCAGGACAUGUUUGAUGAGCUGCGAGCCAAAGAGAAGGAGCUGCGGUGUCGUGAGGAGGAGCUGAAGCGUGCGGCGCUGGAGCAGAAGUCUCACGAGGAGUUCCUGCGUCAGCGCGAGCAGCAGUUAGCGCAGUGGGAGCAAGACGUGUUCGAGCGCGAGCUAUCACUGCUCAUCCUACACCUCAACCAGAACCAGAAACCUAAUGUCAAGAAGCGCAAGGGAACCUUCAAGAAGCACAAGCUGAAGGUGAAGAACGGAGAGAAGAUCAGCAUGCCGCAGGAUUUUAUCCAUAAGAUCACGGUCCAGGCGUCUCCGUGUUUGGAGAAGAGGCGUAACUCUCCGGAUCAGGGCUCGCCGUCCAUCGGUCCGCGCUUCCGAGCGAUACAGCUGAGUCCCAGUGAGAGUAAGUGGAGCUCUGUUUGGCCGCUGGAGUCUCUUCCUCUCAAGCAGACCAACGGCGAGAGGAGAUUCGCUCCUCAUCUGAGCCCCAAAAGCCCCAAGAGUCCAAAGAUCCUCCGUCUGAGUGCGCAGGAGAACAGUCUGUCGAUGAGAGCCAAGCUCCUGGAGGUGGACAGUAAUGAGAACGAGGACUCCAAAGCUGAUUUUGAGGAGUACAGACCAAUCACACCAGAGUCCAGCCACAACGAGGGCUCAGAGAGUGAGGAAGGCGGCUUGUCCCCGUGCAGUUCUCCCAAACCGGAUCACUCCGGGCCGGUCUGUCUGGGAAAGAGCACACACCGCGCUCUACUCGGCAGCGCCGCCCUGCUGGUGUCCGUGGCUCUGGGUCGCUGUCUGGAGCCGCAGCACCCGCCCACACCGCCUCCACGGGCCUCGUCACGGAUGCACCUGCCCACGCUGGAGCCGGAGCCGGAGGUGGGAGAUCUGAUCACAUUCAGCACGGACUCACUGCCGCGAGGCUUUCUGGACUUGCUGAAGCCGCCGGAGAUCAAGCCGCUGCUGCUCAUGCCGCCGCCACCCAACCCGCGGGACAGAGAGCGGCCGGGACGCAGGACGGCUUCGGACUGGAGCGCACACGCCAACGGAGACGCCGAGGUGCCGCAGCAGAGCGGAGAGCGCAGGAGGAGGUCCAGCUACGGACUGAACUCAUCACAGCUCAUGUUGGAUCUUCCGCUGUGUCAGGACACGUUUGAGGCCGAGGACAAGUCUCUGCUGCCGUUCGCCCUGUAUCCACACCCCCGAUUGUGGAGCCCUAAAACGCGGCGUCUGGAGGUCAACAUCGUCCCUCGGCCGCGACCGUCCCCUAACCGGCCCCGCAUCGACCCGUGGAGCUUCGUAUCGGCCGGUGUGACGGACAGACCGGGCGCCAAGAAAGCCGUCAGCAGUCCCACGAGCCCUCGACUGGGGUACCAGCCCUCGCCAACAAACCCCUUCACAAACUGUGACCUCUUCCCUUCCCCGGACUGUGAUCCCUUUAAUCUGAAGUUCGACCCUUCCAUGAACUCGGACCACGCCUCAACCUUUGACCCCUUCUCGGCCCCCUUCCCCACCUCGCGCUCGGCGCCCUGCUCCACCAACGGAAGUCCCAAUCUGUCGCUCAGGGUGGCGCCGCUGAACCCGGCCGACUCGCCGCUCAUAGACCUGGGCUGGAUGGGCGGCACCAAAGAGAGGGUCCAUCCUCACCGGAGCCUCGGCCUCAGUCCGUUCAGAUCACCAGCUCCUCUCAGAGACGACAGGUUCUGAACACUGUCCCGCAAACGAGGGUCCAUGCCAAUUCUGGGAAACAAAACCAAGGAGAUUUCCAUUUGACCCAAUACUGCUGAUGUGUUGAUGGGUUCUGAAUGCUCAUUCAGCAGCGUGACUCCUCCCGGGAGUCACAAAACCUCAGUGUCUUCCUCUCUUGAUUGGUUGGUCUUCCUGUCUUUCAGCACUGUCUCAGGGUCUUAACGGCCUCUAGUUGCGCUUAAGUAGAUACGCACACGUUGCAUCGCUUUAUCUGGUCUCAAAUGUGAUGUAGUUAUUGUCAUAUGAUUUCAAAAUGAUUCCUCGUUUCAGCCCACAUUCGUCUCUGAAGGCGACAAAAGUUGCGUUUCAUAAUCCACGUCACGCGUCCCUGAAUGAGUCGAGAAACGUUCUGCUGACCUCGCUGGUGGUGUUUGAGUUGAGAUUAUGGGGAUGUAUCAGCUGACAGAAGUAGAAAUACAGAUCAGCCUGAGAUUAUGAAAUCACAAAAUCUUUUUUUUUUUUUAGAUACCAUCGUGUUGGCUCGCCAAACGUUGGACUGAAAAGCGUCAGGUAGAGUUUUAGUCCGAAGCAAUACGUAAACCUCAAAUCACUUUCAUCAUCAGUAGUUCUGUCUGGUUUUCCAGUAAAAUAAUAUUUAAAUCGUCUUGAAUUCAGAUGCAUUGAGAGGAAAUCCAUUUUAUAUUUCUCAAACGUCACAAAAUGUUGUUAAUGGCUAAAACAUUUUGGCAUUGCGACGAGACUUGUGUUUUUCAGUGUAGGUGCUUUUGACAAAAGUUCAUCCAGUUGAUUUUAGGUUGGAUUUCCAGUACAUAAUAUCUAAAUAUUCAAAAGUCAAAAUACAUUUACUAGAGAUGCAAACUGAAAAGUCUUGUUUUCCGAUGAAAAUGAUCAAAAUGAGUUUUUAAAGCAAGAAAGAAAUGUGUUCAUGGUGUAAGAAAACUGAACUUAAUUCAAAGGGAAACAAGUUUAUAUUUCUUCCUCCAAAUUUUCUUUCUUGUUUUAAGCAGCAAACUCAAUUCAUAUCGAUCAUUUUUAUCGGAAAACAAGACUUGCCGGUGAAACUCCUUCUGCAUAUGGAAGCUCAUUUCCGCCACGGAAUAAAAAGGUCAUUGGAACAAUCUCAUAAUUAAUGUCUCGCAAUUCUGAGGUUAUACCUGAGUUAAAGUCUCAACUGUGAGUUAUAAACGUAGAACUGUCAGAAAAAAGUACAAAUUGCAGGAUAAAAAGUUGCAGUUAGCCUUUUCAUGUUGUAUUCUGUGGUGAAAAUAAGCUUCCACGGAUAUGGGGUGCUCCUGCUGGAUAUCUCUGUCUUCUGACUGACGUUCACAAACACCUCUGCGAGCAGAUCGUUUCUCCUCAUUAGUGAUGAGGAUGAUGGUGAAUAAAGCUAAUCGCAAGCUAGUCAUAUUUAUUACUGAGGCCUUUAACACACUGGAUUCAAGAGAUUUAAGGGUCAGAGACACAGUCCACGUUAGGAUGCUUUAUUGUAUUUUAUAUUAAGACAUAUCUUUAGGUUUUGUUCGGUUCUUCACUGGAGUCUGUGGAGAUAUGGGUGCUGCAAAUGGCCAAAUCUGUGCUUUACAGUGUCAGAGUGGGACUGUGUGCCUUGAUUGAAAAGAGAAUCUGAAUUCUUCUUUUACGCUCAUGGUUUUUGAGAUUUCCUCGACCAAAACACUCCAGGCGUCUCUCAGGCUCACGGACGUUCACACUCAUCUUCCACUACCUGCUAAAAACUUGCCGAUUUGAGGGAGAAUCUUCUGUGUGAGGGGAAGAUUUCUUGUUGAUGAUGAUUCGUGUUUUAAUUGAAGCUUAUUGCUAUAUAUUCAGUUCUGUUGAAGCCCGUAUAACAUCUGUCGUGUGAGUGUUAUUCUCAAUGGGCUGGGCCUAAUCACUCCAUUACUCUCUCUGUGUGUGUGUGUGUGUGUGUGUGUGUGUGUGUGUGUGUGUGUGUGCGUGCGUGCGUGCGU
Messenger RNA from Sinocyclocheilus grahami, 4021 nucleotides. Its product is annotated as mitogen-activated protein kinase kinase kinase 11-like. The transcript has 8 exons. NCBI's taxonomy places the organism in Eukaryota, Metazoa, Chordata, Actinopteri, Cypriniformes, Cyprinidae. The record is from RefSeq and is a predicted model, not a curated record. Bases 300 to 2051 code for a protein of 583 amino acids.